AUGAUGAUUGAUUAUGCACACUUUCAGCAAUAUAAUAAUUUUGUUAGUCAAUUAAAUGAAGUUAAUAUGCUGAGAUUAAAAUGGUUAGAAAUAUUUAAACAAGGUGAUGGUGCAGUAACAGCCCUGUGGUGGCGGUUACAAUUUUUGAAAACAAAGUUGUUUGCAACCAUCCUUGAAAAAACAGAUAGUUUGGAAAGAGGUAUUAAAAUUGUUGAUGCUAUACUUUUUGAAUUGGUUGGUACGAAUAGUUUACAAAGUGUCAUAAUAUGUCAUAUGGUUAUCGAAAGAGAAAUAAGUAUGAUCUUCACCAAACACUCCGAUUUAAAAGAAUGGACAUAA
This is a messenger RNA of Heterostelium album PN500, 339 nucleotides long. RefSeq lists its product as uncharacterized. The transcript is spliced from 8 exons. The record is from RefSeq and is a predicted model, not a curated record. Lineage: Eukaryota; Evosea; Eumycetozoa; Acytosteliales; Acytosteliaceae. The coding region runs from base 1 to 339 and encodes 112 amino acids.